Messenger RNA from Glycine soja, 3588 nucleotides. RefSeq names its product lon protease homolog 1, mitochondrial-like. Gene Ontology annotation, biological process: chaperone-mediated protein complex assembly; mitochondrion organization; protein catabolic process. Gene Ontology annotation, cellular component: mitochondrial matrix. Gene Ontology annotation, molecular function: single-stranded DNA binding; ATP binding; serine-type endopeptidase activity. The transcript has 20 exons. The coding region runs from base 130 to 3015 and encodes 961 amino acids. The record is from RefSeq and is a predicted model, not a curated record. Lineage: Eukaryota; Viridiplantae; Streptophyta; Magnoliopsida; Fabales; Fabaceae.
CAAAUCUGGAAGCACGAACACAACACAGCUCAGCCCUCUCCGCGCGCACAAUCUUUUCUAAUCCAAUACUUAAUUUCUAUACCUCGCUAGGGCAUAAACCAACCUUCAAUUCUGAAAAUCCCAUUGCCAAUGUUGAAGCUCAUUGCAUCCUCGCGCAUCCACCGGGUGCACCCCACGGUGCUCCGUCCCGCACACCAUUCCGCCUCGCCGCUGCUCAGAGUGCUGAGUUCUCUCGGCGGGUUAAGCUGGAGAAACGCUAAUGUUGGAGGCAGGUAUUUUUUCUGUUCCGAUUCCAGCGACGGCUCCGAUCACGUCGUUGACGCCGGAGUCCAGGCCGCCGAGGAGUCCGAGUCAAAGGCCUCCGCUAUCGUUCCCACAUAUCCCAGACCCGAAGAUUAUCUCACUGUUUUGGCAUUACCAUUGAUACACAGACCACUUUUCCCAGGAUUUUACAUGCCAGUCUUUGUUAAGGAUCCCAAAUUAUUGGCAGCUUUACAGGAAAGUCGAGAACGACAAGCCCCGUAUGCUGGUGCUUUCCUCCUUAAGGACGAGCCGGAGGCUGAUCCCAGUGUAGUAUCUAGUUCUGACGCAGAUAAAAAUGUAUAUGAUUUAAAAGGAAAAGAGUUGUUUAACCGUCUUCACGAAGUUGGGACUCUUGCUCAGAUUUCAAGUAUCCAUGGGGAUCAGGUGAUCCUGAUUGGUCAUCGGCGUCUACGCAUAACAGAGAUGGUUAGUGAGGAUCCACUUACUGUAAAAGUCGAUCAUCUCAAGGAUAAAACUUACAACAAAGACGAUGAUAUUAUAAAGGCCACAUCUUUCGAGGUUAUAUCAACCCUAAGAGAUGUUCUUAAAACAAGUUCCCUUUGGAGAGAUCAUGUUCAGACUUACACUAAGCAUAUAGGUGAUUUUACUUAUCCAAGGCUUGCAGAUUUUGGUGCUGCAAUAUCUGGGGCAAAUAAAUUGCAAUGCCAACAAGUUCUUGAAGAGCUAGAUGUGUAUAAGCGAUUAAAACUUACACUGGAGUUGGUAAAGAAAGAGAUGGAAAUCAGCAAGAUUCAGGAAUCAAUUGCAAAAGCAAUUGAAGAAAAGAUAAGUGGUGAGCAGCGCCGUUACUUGUUAAAUGAGCAGCUUAAGGCCAUAAAGAAGGAACUGGGACUGGAGACUGAUGACAAAACAGCUCUUACUGGUAAAUUCAGGGAAAGGAUUGAGCCAAAGAGAGAAAAAUGCCCGCCUCAUAUUUUACAAGUUAUAGAUGAAGAACUUGCAAAGCUACAGCUGUUGGAGGCUAGUUCUAGUGAAUUCAGUGUUACCCGUAACUACUUGGACUGGUUGACUGCACUGCCUUGGGGUGAAUACAGUGAUGAGAACUUUGAUGUUACUCGGGCACAAAAGAUUCUUGAUGAAGACCAUUAUGGAUUAACUGAUGUGAAGGAAAGGAUACUGGAAUUCAUAGCUGUUGGGAAAUUAAGAGGGACUUCACAAGGGAAAAUUAUCUGUCUUUCUGGUCCACCUGGAGUGGGCAAAACAAGUAUUGGUCGUUCAAUUGCACGUGCCUUGAACCGUAAGUUCUUCCGAUUCUCUGUAGGAGGAUUAGCUGAUGUGGCUGAAAUCAAGGGUCAUCGUCGAACUUAUAUUGGUGCUAUGCCAGGGAAGAUAGUACAAUGCCUUAAGAAUGUGGGCACAUCCAACCCCCUUGUUUUGAUUGAUGAGAUUGACAAAUUGGGCAGAGGACAUGCUGGUGAUCCAGCGAGUGCUUUGUUAGAGCUUCUGGAUCCAGAGCAGAAUGCUAAUUUUCUUGACCACUAUCUUGAUGUUACCAUUGAUCUAUCAAAGGUUCUUUUUGUUUGCACUGCAAAUGUUGUUGAAAUGAUACCUAAUCCCCUGUUGGAUAGAAUGGAGGUUGUUGCUAUUGCUGGGUAUAUUACUGAUGAGAAAAUGCACAUUGCUAGAGAUUAUCUGGAGAAGACCACUCGUGAAGCUUGUGGAAUAAAGCCUGAACAAGUGGAAGUGACUGAUGCUGCUCUUCUUGCCCUAAUUGAAAAUUACUGCCGAGAAUCAGGGGUCAGGAAUCUUCAAAAGCACAUAGAGAAAAUUUACCGAAAGAUAGCGCUACAACUUGUGAGGCAAGGGGAGAUGAUUGAUGCUACCAUGCUACCAAUAAAAGACAAAGUUGACUCUGAUGAAUUAGGUCAAAAUGCAGUUCAAAAUAAGAACUCUGAGUUGGUGGAGGGUAUCGAUCCUGAAAAAGAGAGUGAAACAUCUGAUGAAAUUCAUAAGGUGCAAUCAUCUGAUCAAUCUCAAUGUCUCGAGGUUGCAAAAGAAAGUGGGGGAGAUAAGGAAAUUGAAACAAAGACUAUUGAACAAGUAUUGGUUGAUGAAUCUAAUUUAACUGACUUUGUUGGCAAGCCUGUCUUCCAUGCUGAGCGCAUCUAUGAUCAGACACCUGUUGGUGUUGUUAUGGGUCUUGCCUGGACUGCAAUGGGUGGUUCCACACUGUAUAUAGAGACCACAUUUGUUGAAGAAGGGGAGGGAAAAGGAACACUGCACCUCACUGGUCAAUUAGGAGAUGUGAUGAAAGAAAGUGCUCAGAUAGCUCACACGGUUGCCCGAAGAAUACUACUGGAAAGAGAACCAGAAAAUCCUUUCUUUGCAAAUUCAAAACUACACCUCCAUGUCCCUGCAGGGGCUACACCAAAGGAUGGACCAAGUGCUGGUUCCACGAUGACCACUUCAUUGUUGUCCCUUGCCAUGAAGAAACCUGUGAAGAAGGAUCUAGCAAUGACUGGGGAAGUGACACUUACGGGGAAGAUUCUUCCCAUUGGCGGCGUUAAAGAGAAAACCAUAGCCGCAAGAAGGAGCGAAGUUAAGACUAUUAUAUUCCCUUCAGCUAACAGGAGAGAUUUUGAUGAGCUAGCACCUAAUGUGAAAGAAGGUCUUGAUGUUCAUUUUGUUGAUGACUACAUGCAGAUCUUUAAUUUGGCUUUUGAUGAUGAGCAAUCUCAGAAUAUAAAGUAAGUCAUUAAUGCCCUGUAGGAUCUUGAGAUGAAACUUGAUUCUUUGUUGAGCUGGGAACCAGAUGAAUUUUGUACUAUAUGAAUUUAGUACCAACGGUUUUUGGAGUUUCUAUUCAUCUCUUGGGCUCAAGGUCUUGUUCUAUCAUUUCCAUUUUUCAGACAUUCCAAUUGUAAUAACAUGUAUAUUUGUAUUCGAGGGAUUUUUUUGCUGAGGCAGGGCCAUGGAGUGUUCACAAGGAAGAAUAUUCUAAUACAUACAAUAAUACAAAACAACUUUGCAAAUUCAAAUUCAUUUUUUUUACACACAUAGGGUGGGGAUGAAGAGUCAUUCUCAGUAGAAUUACUCCACUUAAUAACUAUGUGUGUAUGUAUGUCUCUCUCUGUCUGUAUAUAUGUGUGUAUUUGUGUCUCAAACUCUAGCUUCGUUGUUUAUUUAUUAUUAUUAUUAUGGAAGGGGCUAGGGAUAUGGAGAAAGGGAUGUCAAUAAUACAUUGCUUGUUUUUCCAAGAAAGGGGCUAUGAAUUAUGUAAAACAGUUAUUAUAAAAGUUAACAAAGUUUUAUGAAUUUAUUAUA